AUGCCACACGAAAUCUACAGUUACACUUUAGAACAACUUGACGAAUUAGAAGGUAGCAAGAUUACUUUGCCUGAGUUUAAUACCGAAAUAGCUUGGAAAAUUGGAAGCUAUGCUAGGGAACAAUCUCUUGUAAAGUUCCCCAACAAAGCAAUCGUAAUCGAUAUUCAAUUAGCGUCUGGACAAGUAUUAUUUCACACUUCAACAGGUGCCGGAGCUACCGUCGAUAACGACAAAUGGGUGGAGAGAAAGGUUAACGUGGUUAACAGGUUUGGAAAGUCCAGUUUCUUCGUUGGUCAAAAGCUCAGAAUCAAGAAGAAGCCUAUCGAGGAGGCAUUUUUGAUUUCCUCACUUGAAUUUGCAACUCACGGUGGUUGUGUUCCCAUUAGAAUAAAAAAUCUUGACAGUGUAGUUGGUACCUUGACAAUUAGUGGCUUGGCUCAAGAAGAGGACCAUUUAUUUGCUUUGCAAGUAUUAGAAAAUUUUGCUUAGUCAACCUCUAAAAAUCAGACAAAUGAAAAGAAUAAAAUAUCCUACUUUGU
Messenger RNA from Scheffersomyces stipitis CBS 6054, 539 nucleotides. RefSeq lists its product as uncharacterized. NCBI's taxonomy places the organism in Eukaryota, Fungi, Ascomycota, Pichiomycetes, Serinales, Debaryomycetaceae. Gene Ontology annotation, biological process: post-translational protein targeting to endoplasmic reticulum membrane. Gene Ontology annotation, cellular component: TRC complex. The coding region runs from base 1 to 489 and encodes 162 amino acids. The record is from RefSeq and is a predicted model, not a curated record. The transcript has a single exon.